GAGGGGAGGGCCUGCCAGGUGAGGCGCGGUCACCCUGGGCCUCUCACUUCCGCCCAGGUGAGGGAGGGCCGACGCAGAGCCCGCCCGCCCUGGUCUCCCACUGAGCCUCCGCCGGAGCAGGUUUCUUUGUAAGUGAUCGAAGAGAAUAAUUCAAAAUGCCAGAAAAUCCUGCUGCAGAUAAACUGCAGGUCCUGCAGGUUCUUGAUCGCCUGAAAAUGAAAUUGCAGGAGAAGGGAGACACGUCGCAGAAUGAGAAGCUGUCUAUGUUUUAUGAGACACUGAGGAGUCCUCUCUUCAACCAGAUACUCACACUUCAGCAGUCCAUCAAGCAGCUGAAGGGGCAGCUCAGCCAUGUACCCUCAGAUUGUUCAACCAACUUUGAGUUUUCUAGGAAAGGUUUGUUAGUGUUCACAGAUGGUUCCAUUACUAAUGGAAAUGCCAACAGGCCCUCUAAUAACUCGACUGUAUCUGGGUUAUCUUCUUGGACCCCAAAGUUGGGAAAUGAAGACUUUAACUCAAUCAUUCAACAGAUGGCCCAGGGCCGGCAAAUUGAAUACAUAGAUAUAGAACGACCUUCAACGGGAGGCCUUGGAUUCAGUGUGGUGGCCCUUAGAAGGCAGAAUUUGGGAGAAGUUGAUAUCUUCGUGAAGGAAGUACAGCCAGGGAGUGUAGCAGACAGGGAUCAAAGAUUGAAGGAAAAUGACCAAAUAUUGGCCAUUAAUCAUACGCCACUGGAUCAGAACAUUUCCCAUCAGCAAGCAAUUGCAUUGUUACAACAAACCACCGGGUCUUUACGUCUGGUUGUGGCCAGGGAACCAGCCCACACAAAAAGCAGUACUUCUACCAGCCUAACUUAUACAGCUCUGCCUGAAACAGUUUGUUGGGGCCAUAUUGAAGAUGUUGAGCUCGUUAAUGAUGGUUCUGGAUUAGGUUUUGGAAUAGUUGGAGGAAAAUCAAGUGGCGUGGUUGUAAGGACUAUAGUGCCUGGAGGAUUAGCAGAUCGAGAUGGAAGACUCCAAACAGGGGACCACAUCUUGAAGAUUGGAAGCACAAAUGUUCAAGGAAUGACCAGUGAGCAAGUUGCACAAGUUCUCAGGAACUGUGGGAGUUCGGUCAGGAUGCUUGUUGCCAGAGACCCAGAUGGUGAAAUUUCAUUGCCCCCUCCUACCCCCACAGCCUUACCUGUUGCCCUGCCUACUGUAGCCAGCAGAAGCCCUGGUUCUGACAGUUCUCUUACUGAAACUUACAAUGUCGAGCUCAUUAAAAAAGAUGGACAGAGUCUCGGGAUUAGAAUUGUUGGCUACAUUGGAACAUCUCAUACAGGAGAGGCAGCAGGGAUUUAUGUGAAAAGCUUAAUACCUGGCAGCGCCGCCUACCACAAUGGCCGCAUUCAAGUGAAUGACAAAAUAGUUGCUGUUGAUGGUGUGAAUAUUCAGGGUAUGGCCAACCAAGAUGUUGUUGAAAUAUUACAAAAGGCAGGGCAGGUGGUACGCCUAACCCUUGUUCGAAGGAAGACACCCUCCUCUGCUUUUCCACUUGAACAGCCUUCAGACAGAGGAAUUAUGGAACCACCAAAAACACCAGGUGUCUUUCUAACUGGAGCAGUGGAAACAGAAACUAAUUUGGAUGGUGAAGAUGAAGAAAUUGGAGAAAAAAUGGAUAAUCUAAAAAAUGACAACAUACAAACCUUAGAAAAAUUGGAAAGAGUCCCAGACUCUCCAGAAAAUGAGCUGAAAUCCAGAUGGGAAAACCUUUUGGGUCCUGAUUAUGAAGUAAUGGUUGCUACUUUGGACACACAGAUUGCAGAUGAUCCUGAGUUACAGAAGUAUUCAAAGCUGCUGCCUAUUCACACUCUGAGGCUUGGCGUGGAAGUGGACUCCUUUGAUGGGCACCAUUACAUCUCUUCCGUAGUUCCUGGUGGUCCUGUUGAUACCUUGAGCCUCCUGCAGCCAGAGGAUGAGCUUCUUGAGGUCAAUGGCAUGCAGCUCUAUGGAAAAUCUCGCAGAGAAGCGGUCUCCUUUCUUAAAGAAGUGCCACCCCCUUUGACCUUGGUGUGCUGUAGAAGGCUGUUUGAUGAUGAGGCUUCCGUAGAUGAACCAAGGACCACCAAAACCUCUGUUCCUGAAGUGGAGGUUGACCAGAAUGUAGACGUCAAUACUGAAGAAGAUGAUGAUGGAGAAUUAGCACUGUGGUCUCCUGAAGUCAAGACUGUUGAGCUAGUAAAAGAUCAUAAAGGCUUGGGAUUCAGCAUUUUGGAUUACCAGGACCCUUUAGAUCCCACAAGAUCAGUGAUUGUGAUCCGUUCCCUGGUAGCAGAUGGUGUAGCAGAAAGAAGUGGAGGACUAUUACCUGGAGACCGCCUGGUCUCAGUCAAUGAAUACUGUUUGGACAACGCCACACUUGCAGAAGCUGUGGAAGUUCUGAAGGCUGUGCCACCAGGCACUGUACACCUUGGCAUCUGUAAGCCUUUGGUGGAAGAUGAUAAAGAAGAAAGUUGUUACAUUUUACAUUCGAGCAAUAAUGAAGAUAACACUGAACUUUCAGGAACAAUUCAUGAUAUAAAUUCAUCUUUAAUACUUGAAGCACCCAAGGGAUUUAGAGAUGAACCACAUUUUAAAGAAGAACUUGUGGAUGAACCGUUUCUAGAUUUGGGAAAGGCUUUCCAGUCCCAACAAAAAGAGAUAGACAACAGCACGGAGGCCUGGGAGAUGCAUGAAUUUCUGACUCCUAGAUUGCAGGAGAUGGGUGAAGAAAGGGAAAUGCUUGUUGAUGAAGAAUAUGAGCUGUAUCAAGAUCACUUUCAGUCCCUGGAAUUGUAUCCCUCGUUGUCGUCCCACAUUCAGGAGGCCCUUCCUGUGCCCUCCAUGCAGGAAUUUCACUUUGCUACACAGUGGUUACAUGACAGUGAACUGCCUGGGUCUCCAGAAGCAAGAUCUAUGAGGAGUGUUCAUUCCCAGGAGACACAGCAGUACGGCUAUUGCCCUGAAAACGUGAUGAAGGAAAACUUUGGCAUGGAUUCUCUGCCAUCCUUACCAUCAACUGAAGGAAACAGUCAACAAGGCAGAUUUGAUGAUCUGGAAAAUCUUAAUUCAUUAGCAAAAAGCAGUCUGGAUUUAGGCAUGAUUCCGAAUGAUGUCCAAGGUCCUGGCUUACUGGUUGACCUUCCUGCUGUGACUCAAAGAAGGGAGCAAGAUUUGCCUUUGUAUCAACUCCCCAGGACCCGAGUUGUUUCAAAGACCUCAGCAUACACAGGAACAUUGUCUUCUAGAUAUGCCAGCAGUGCAUGUGAGUUACCUGAGAGAGAAGAAGGUGAAGGAGAAGAAACUCCAAACUUCAGCACUGGGUCCGCGAGAAUUGUUGAGAUUUUUAGGGAACCCAAUGUGUCUCUUGGUAUCAGUAUUGUUGGUGGACAAACUGUUAUAAAACGCCUGAAGAAUGGAGAGGAACUUAAAGGUAUAUUUAUCAAACAAGUUUUAGAAGACAGUCCAGCAGGAAGAACAAACGCACUUAAAACUGGAGAUAAGAUACUUGAGGUGUCUGGAGUGGAUUUGCAGAACGCCUCCCACAGAGAAGCAGUUGAGGCCAUUAAGAGUGCAGGAAACCCUGUGGUGUUUGUUGUCCAGAGCUUGUCACCCACUCCAAGAGUCAUUCCUAAUGUGCACAGCAAGGCCAACAAAAUUGCCAAUACCCAAGACCAAGGCACCCAAGAAAAAAAAGAAAAGAGGCAAGGAACUGCUCCACCGCCGAUGAAGCUGCCUCCUCCUUAUAAAGCUCCAUCCGAAGACAGUGAUGAAAAUGAAGAAGAGUAUGCAUUUACUGACAAAAAAAUCAGGCAAAGAUAUGCAGAUCUGCCUGGAGAACUGCACAUUAUUGAACUUGAAAAGGAUAAAAAUGGACUUGGACUCAGCCUUGCUGGUAACAAAGACAGAUCACGCAUGAGCAUAUUUGUGGUGGGAAUUAACCCAGAAGGACCUGCUGCAACAGACGGACGAAUGCGUAUUGGAGAUGAACUGUUAGAGAUAAACAAUCAGAUCCUGUAUGGAAGAAGUCACCAAAAUGCAUCUGCCAUUAUUAAGACUGCCCCUUCAAAGGUCAAGCUGGUUUUCAUCAGAAACGAAGAUGCAGUCAAUCAGAUGGCCGUUGCACCAUUCCCGUUGCCAUCAAGUUCUCCAUCUCCUGUUGAGGAUCAGAGUGGCGAACCUGUUAAUAGUGAGGAAGAUGGCAGUCUUCAAGUUGGCACUAAACAGUUGCCUGAAAGCGAAAGCUCCAAACCGGAGGACAUGUCCCAGGUGAUUGGUGAAGGUGUGGUGGCAGAUCAGCAGAAAUCACUGGAGCACCCACCUGACAAUGCUGUCAGCCAGAUGAAACAGCAAAAAUAUUCAACGAAAGUCUCCUUCGGGUCGCAAGAGAUACCGUUAGCACCACCUCCGUCGUGCCCGUCAACAGAUGCAGACUUCACAGGCUACGGUGCUUUCCAGGCUCCUCUGUCAGUGGACCCUGCGACAUGUCCCAUUGUCCCUGGCCAGGAAAUGAUUAUAGAAAUAUCCAAGGGACGUUCAGGGCUUGGUCUCAGCAUUGUGGGAGGAAAAGACACACCCUUGGAUGCUAUAGUUAUACACGAAGUUUAUGAAGAAGGAGCAGCAGCCAGAGAUGGAAGGCUUUGGGCUGGUGACCAGAUACUGGAGGUUAAUGGGAUUGACCUGAGGAGCUCCAGCCACGAAGAAGCCAUCACAGCUCUGAGGCAGACCCCCCAGAAGGUGCGGCUGGUGGUGUACAGAGACGAGGCGCACUACAGGGACGAGGAGAACUUGGAGAUGUUCCCUGUGGAUCUGCAGAAGAAAGCCGGCCGAGGACUGGGUCUCAGCAUCGUUGGGAAACGAAAUGGAAGCGGAGUAUUUAUUUCUGACAUUGUGAAAGGCGGAGCUGCAGACCUGGAUGGAAGAUUGAUCCAGGGAGAUCAAAUCCUAUCUGUGAAUGGGGAGGACGUGAGAACUGCCUCACAGGAGACAGUGGCCACCAUCCUCAAGUGUGCACAGGGUCUUGUGCAGCUAGAGAUUGGAAGACUCCGAGCCGGUUCGUGGACCUCGGCAAGGAAGACAUCACAGAACAGUCAGGGGAGUCAGCACAGCAGCUGCCGUCCCUCCUUCGCCCCCGUCAUCGCCGGCCUGCAAAACCUGGUCAGCACAAAAAGAGCCUCGGACCCUGCCCAGAAGAACUCAGGCACAGACGUGGUGCCAAGGACUGUUGAGAUAAUCAGAGAGCUCAGUGAUGCCCUUGGAAUCAGUAUUGCUGGAGGAAAAGGAAGUCCCUUAGGAGAUAUCCCUGUAUUUAUUGCCAUGAUUCAGGCCAGCGGAGUGGCUGCACGUACACAGAAGCUUAAAGUUGGAGAUCGGAUUGUCAGCAUUAAUGGGCAACCUUUAGAUGGGCUGUCUCACGCGGACGCGGUUAAUCUGCUGAAGAACGCCUACGGGCGCAUUAUCCUGCAGGUUGUAGCAGAUACCAAUAUAAGUGCCAUAGCAACUCAGCUUGAAAACAUGUCUACAGGUUACCACCUUGGUUCACCCACUGCUGAACACCAUUCGGAAGACACAGAGUGA
This is a messenger RNA of Microcebus murinus (gray mouse lemur), 5597 nucleotides long. The record is from RefSeq and is a predicted model, not a curated record. Lineage: Eukaryota; Metazoa; Chordata; Mammalia; Primates; Cheirogaleidae.